CCGCCUCGCCAUGAUCCUGCGCCCCGGCAGCUAAUCCCCGAGGCGCAGAAGUCUUCUCCACGGAGCAACUCGCAUGCAUCCAGGCAGGCUCAUGGAGAGGGCCGGCGUUCGGCAUGUCUACGCAGCCACGGGACACCUUCAGCAGUUAGAGGCCGACUCGGCUACCAAGAACCAGUUCAGCCGCCAGGAGCUGAUGGUCAAGUUGACAGAAGGACAGUAUGUCUUGUGCCGUUGGACUGAUGGGCUCUAUUACCUGGGGAAGGUCAAAAGGGUGAGCUGUUCUAAGCAGAGUUGCCUCGUGACCUUUGAAGACAACUCCAAGUACUGGGUGCUUUGGAAAGACAUCCAACAUGCUGGGGUGCCGGGAGAAGAGCCGAAGUGCAACAUUUGCCUGGGGAAGUCCACGGGGCCCCUGAAUGAGAUCUUGAUCUGCGGAAAGUGCGGCUUAGGCUAUCACCAGCAAUGCCACAUCCCAGUGGUGAACAGUCACGAAGGUUCCUUGGUGAGCCCUUGGUUCUGCCGGAGAUGUAUCUUCGCCUUGGCAGUGCGGAAGGGCGGAGCGCUGCGGAAAGGCGCCAUCGCGAGGACGUUGCAGAUGGUCAAGAUGGUGCUGUCCUACAACCCGGAGCAGCUGGAAUGGGAUUCUCCCCACAGAACCAACCAGCAGCAGUGCUACUGUUACUGCGGGGGCCCCGGCGAGUGGUAUCUGAAGAUGCUGCAGUGCUAUCACUGUCGGCAGUGGUUCCACGAAGCCUGCACACAGUGCCUUAGCGAUCCGAUGCUGUUUGGAGACCGGUUUUAUGUUUUCUACUGCUCAGUCUGCAACCAGGGUCCAGAGUACAUCAAACGGUUGCCGUUAAGAUGGGUGGAUGUUGUACAUCUUGUGCUCUACAACCUUGGUGUGCAAAGUAAGAAGAAAUACUUUGACUUCGAGGAGAUCGUAACCUUUGUCAAUCAUCACUGGGACCUUUUGCACCUUGGGAAGCUGACAAGCACGCCAGCAGCGGAGCGAGGCCCCCACCUCCUGGAUGCACUAAAUAGCUACAAAAGCAGAUUUCUAUGUGGAAAGGAAAUCAAGAAGAAGAAGUGCAUCUUCCGCUUGAGGAUUCGGGUCCCACCCAACCCGCCGAGCAAACUCCUCCCCGAGAAGAUCCCAGUUCUGGUUGAAGGGAGAGCGCCUGAACUGAACCAAAGGGGGAGACAGAAGAACUCUCGUAAAAGCAGUUCGCUGCCGCACGAGCUCCAGCAGGAACGCAGGAGGAAAAGGUCGAAGUUUCUCCUGGAAGAUGCGAUUCCCAGUAGCGAUUUCGCCUCGGCAUGGAGCACAAAUCACCACCUGGCCAGCAUCUUCGACUUCACCUUGGAUGAAAUUCAGAGUCUGAAAAGUGCAAGUUCAAGCCACACUUUCCUUUCUGAUGUGGAUUCCACAGAUGCCGCGAGCACUUCGGGUUCAGCCACAACCAGCCUGUCCUACGAAUCCAGCAAAAGGAACGUGGGCAGCCGGAAGCGCAAACUGUCGGCCAAAACGUACUCUGCCGGUGAGGCGAAGCAGAGGUGCGCGGAGCACCCGCAGAGGAUCGUGCCCACCUGCUCCUCGGAAGACAGCGAGGUGCCCUGUGUGCUGGACCGUCCGGACGACGCCAUGAACUGCCACCCCUUCGAGAGCAUGAGUGAAGACGACGCAUCCCUCUCGCACCUCAAGUCCUCCAUCAGCAACUACUUCGGCACUGCUGGCAGGCUGGUGUGUGGAGAGAAGUACCAGGUGCUGGCCCGGAGGGUGACCCCGGAGGGCAGGGUUGAGUACCUGGUGGAAUGGGAGGGCACCACUCCCUACUGAAACCGCCCGUGUGUCCGGGACCUCGGGCCCCGCGGAAGGCAACCCAGAAAGACUCCGGAGGACCGGGAUCAUUCGGAGCGGCUGGUCUGGGCCAUGGCUGUCUGGGAGGCAGUCUAAGUCACGCUUAUGGCAGGCAGCAGGACUGACCUCGGGCAUGUGGGGCCGAGCCCUCUCCGCGGGGCACGGCUGAGCUGCCGCAGAGGGGCUCCCUGGGAAGGGCAGUUUGCGUGCCACCAGCUGCCGCCCAAAGGGAACGCUGUCGCUUUUAACGCUGCUUUUUGCGACGGGGUUGAGGACGGGGGGAUUCCUGGGUUUCCUGAGCACAGGAAGUGCGACUUCGUGUGGGAAGCAAAGACUUGAUGAGCCCUUUCUCAGAGGGAUCUCUGUCUGGAUGGUGACAGAGAGGGAAAUUCGGGGCGUUGUUGGGGUGGGAAGGGUGUGAGGACGAGCAAAGCAAAACCUGCAGAGGAUGGAGCAGGAAGGAGGCUGGAAGCAGGCCACCUGUCCGUGUGAGCUGAGGUUCAGCUUCAUCUGGACAGCCCUGGGUAAGCUGCCAUGUUCCCAGUUUCUUCCUGCUUUGCAUUGUGGGAUCAAAAAAAUACUAGCCUAACUUAACUGGGUGGUUACCAAAGCAACUGGAGCAAGAGCUACGUACGUGUAACGAGAAAUGGUGUUCGGAGAGACCACCUCGUGCUGGUCCGAACUUCCGAGGAAUCUCGAUUAAAAACGCUGCUACUAUGCAAACCAAA
Messenger RNA from Varanus komodoensis (Komodo dragon), 2586 nucleotides. It is a transcript of the gene PHF19, whose product is annotated as PHD finger protein 19. The transcript is spliced from 15 exons. Gene Ontology annotation, molecular function: DNA binding; chromatin binding. Gene Ontology annotation, biological process: chromatin organization; regulation of DNA-templated transcription. Lineage: Eukaryota; Metazoa; Chordata; Lepidosauria; Squamata; Varanidae. Gene Ontology annotation, cellular component: nucleus. The coding region runs from base 74 to 1837 and encodes 587 amino acids. The record is from RefSeq and is a predicted model, not a curated record.